UAAAAGUCAGACAUCUUAAUAGAAUAAAUAUGGCGUUGUCUAAGUCCUUACGAAAGGGACAAAUUCCAGUGGUUUGUGAACUUUGUGAUGGUGGGAAUAAAAUAGAAUAUAAAUGUUUGGACUGUGAAGUUCUUAUGUGCAGUAAGUGUAAGGGCAAAGUCCAUUCUAGAUUUAAAAAUGCAAGUGAUCAUAAAGUUAAAAACAUUGAAGAACUGGGACAGUAUGAAGAAAUUGACACUUUUAACUUUAGUGAUGUUAAAUGUCUGGAGCAUUCUAAUCAGGUUUGCUGUGUCUACUGUAUGACUUGUAAAAAAGUCAUCUGUGUGAAGUGUGUUACCAAAGUCCACAAUGGACAUACUUUUAUAGAUGAAGAGGAGCUCGAAGAUAAAAAGAAGGUAAUAAGAAGUGGACAGAAGAAAGUAGAUAGAAGUGUUAAUGAUUUGUCCAGUACUUUAGACAAAGUUCAGGAAAUAAAAGACCAGGAAGAUGCCAAAUUUAGACAAACAAAGCAAGAUAUCGUAAGUCAUAGGGAAGCUUUAAAGAAUGAAGUUGAUCAGUAUGCUGAUAAUCUUGUUAAAAAUCUGGAGCAGACAUGGAAAUCAAAUAGCAGGGUCAUUGGAGCAGAACAAAGUAAGAUUGAUAAAAAAUUUACAAACUUACAGACUGACAGUAACUCUAUAAAGAGUGUCAUCACUUCCAAAGAUUUUGUCAAAUUCUUUGAUGAUUUUGAUAAGUUAGCUAUUUCAUUAAGCAAAGAUGAACCAUUGUCAAUCCUUGAGUUCUCGUUAUUAGGAAGAUUCGUGCCAGGCAAAAUUACACAUUUGAACUUUGGAUCAAUGGAGAAUGGUGAAAACUUCAAAGUACAGCAUCCUAAAAUUGAAUUUAAAGUUGCUCAACAAUUCACCACAAAAUUGAAGAAUGUUCAUCUGAUUGAAAGUUGUUCUGAUGGUACUCUGUGGAUAUCUGAUAAUACUUCUAAAAAAAUACAACAUAUCAAAUUUAAUAAAGAUGAUAUUGAGGUUAUGUUAGGUUUGGACAUACAAGUUUUUGGGAUGGUAGUAAUGAAUGCAUGCAACAACCUGCUUAUAGUAGCUGCAGGUGAAACAAGGCUUAAAAUAGUCAAUAGUACCACUGGACAGAUUACAGAUUCCAAUUAUGAUGUUCAACCAUAUACAUCACAAGCAUUACCUGAAUGUGUUCAUAUUACCAACGAUCACAGAGUUAUAGUAGGUGUAAGAAGAGGGAAAACAAAGGGUGCUGUGAUAGUGAUGAGUCAAGAUGGCAGACAUCUGGCAAAAUAUGAAGAAGACAGUAACAAAGAACAAUUAUUUACAUGCCCUGGAGACAUUACCAGCACCAAAAAUGGUUAUAUCUGUGUCAUAGAUGUGGUAGAUUCUGAUCAUGGAAGAGUGAUGGUUUUAGGAAAGGAAGGAGAAAACAAACAGGUAUACACUGGUCAUCCAAAAACCAAUGAUAAAGAAAAGCUAUUUUUACCUGAAAACCUGCUUACAACACCAGCAGAUAAUAUUGUUAUUACAGAUAUCUGCACUGGUACACUACAUAUCUUAAACUGUGAAGGGAACUAUAUUGGUUAUUAUAAUGCCAAUGACAUUGGAAUAAUAUACCCAUGUAGUCUUGCUUUGUCUACAGAAGGACAUAUGCAUAUAGGAUGUUCAAAUAAAAGAGAAAGCCCAGAAACAUUAAAAGCCAAACUAUAUGAGUUGGAAUAUUCUGGAUUCUAGUGAUUUAAAACUGUGUAAAAACUAAUAAAGGAUUGUUCAUAGCUAAACAAGAAACAAUUCAAUUCAUAUAUUUAUUGAUUAUAACAAUUGAAAUUUUAUAAAACUUGGAGCAUAUAAAGGAAAAUUUUUAAUCAAAUAAAUAACAGAAAUUCAGUGUUAGAUUUAGAGAGACUUUCACAUAAGUAAAGAACAAGAGUGAUAUUGAGUGACUACAUUCUAGAUGUAUCCAGUGAAAAGGAAUGAAUCAAAAAGAUGAAUUGUACCAUUUUAUUUUAGAUAUGAAUAUAAACCUUUACAAAAAUUUCGCUUUAACAUUACAUUUGUCAUUUGUACACAUUUAGAUUAACAUUUUCAAAAUAUGAAACUACCUGAACAUUUACAAGGACAUGCAACCACAUGGCAUUGACAAUGAUUGAAGUUCUUCAUUUGAUUUCGGGUGAACAUUAGCUACAUCUUAUGUAACACUAGACACACUACCAACAAUUGUGUCAGAAGUAGAAGUCAUCAUCAAUGAUAGACCAUUGACCUAUGUGUCACCAAUUUUGAGGACCAGAAGCCAUUAAAUCUGUGACACCCUCAGUCGGGUAUUAGAAAAAGUUCUGCUUCACCUACACCACUAUAAAAACCUUGAAUACUGUUUCACUUGAGAAACUUGAAGACAUUACUGUGAAUAGUAGAAAAUAUGAACUGUCAAAAAGUUUGAAUAAACAUUCUAUUCUAACACAUUCGGAAACUCUGGAAAUCCAAAAAUAGAUAACAGCACUUGGAGAAUUAAAUCGUGUAACUUGAAACAAUGCCAGAACAAUUCAAACCAAAACUGUAGAAUUAACAUUAAGGAAAGGAUGAUUUCAUGCAGAUAACACUGAUCAGGACUAAAGCAUGAUGUACAUUAAAUCGUAUAAUAAAACAAUCCACUGAAAAUCUGUGGGAACAUCACCAUCUUAUCACCAUCUAAAGGAAGAGGAAGACUAUUCUACUUCUUUAUCUGUCUGAACUUGAGAAACAUUUAGAAAUACACUACUUCAAGUUGAACAACUAACCGCUAUGUUUAUUUAUAUAGAUAUAUUGCUUAAAAUGAAUGCUGAAACUUAAUGAAUAAUUUAAUUUAAUUCAAAAAGAAAGUUGAUUCAUUUCAUAUUAUAACACUUGAUUGAAGUUAAAGUGAUUCAUGAUUUAUAUUUUGAUAUUUUUGCCAUGCAGUCCUUCAAAAUGUCAGUAAUUUGCCAUGAUUUACUUCAUUUUGGACAUUGCUAACUGACUCUUAUCUUUUAUGGCAUUGCAUUUAUAUAGCAAUAGAAAGAUGUUGAAUAUAUUAAAGAUCAGCAAAUCACAUUUUCUCUAGAUUACCAAAGAAAAUAUUAAAUGUUUUUGAUUUUCAAAAACUUAUUUGGAAACUGGAUAAUAUUAAAAUACACUAUUUAAUUUUAUUUAUAGAAAUUGUUAGAUUUGGAUAUGGAUUAUAAUAUAAUUGCAGUUUUUGUGAAAAAUCUUGAUUGUGCCAAAUUUUAAUUUGACCUGAACUCAGAAUGUUAUAUAACUAUAGCUGAAUACCAAUACUUUUGAUUUGUUCUGUCACAAAUGUAAUGCUUAUUAUUAUCUAUGUAAAUAAUGCAAAACUUGUGAAUAUCUUGAAUAGAAGUUAUUCUGUAGAAAAUCUUCCUUGUCUGUCAACUUUCAUACAUUAUUAAUAUAUUAAAACUGAAUUUUUGGAUAUAUAUCAAAGAGAGAGCAA
This is a messenger RNA of Mytilus californianus (California mussel), 3474 nucleotides long. RefSeq lists its product as uncharacterized. Bases 30 to 1742 code for a protein of 570 amino acids. The transcript has a single exon. Gene Ontology annotation, biological process: positive regulation of DNA-templated transcription. Gene Ontology annotation, cellular component: nucleoplasm; chromatin. Gene Ontology annotation, molecular function: zinc ion binding; ubiquitin-protein transferase activity. NCBI's taxonomy places the organism in Eukaryota, Metazoa, Mollusca, Bivalvia, Mytilida, Mytilidae. The record is from RefSeq and is a predicted model, not a curated record.